Macrobrachium nipponense is the source of this 1973-nucleotide messenger RNA. Its product is annotated as E3 ubiquitin-protein ligase TRAIP-like. The coding region runs from base 401 to 1897 and encodes 498 amino acids. The transcript has 5 exons. The record is from RefSeq and is a predicted model, not a curated record. NCBI's taxonomy places the organism in Eukaryota, Metazoa, Arthropoda, Malacostraca, Decapoda, Palaemonidae.
UUCAUACAACAAUGAAGCAGCACAGCAGGAAUUCUCUUGACAAUAUGUUUUCUCUUCUUCUGACUCAUCGUCUCUCACCUAUCAGAGUCCCGUUGCCUGGCUGAGGUAUGACAAGUAACGUCGUACGAUCUGGAUUCAACAAUGACAAAGAGAUAAGGCCACUAAUUAGGGACAAGGCCUAGAGCCAGCUGCUGGCGGGCUUGCAGAUAUAAAGCUGGUUGCCCUCAAAAGGCGAUCAGUUCCCUUGCAAGUGAUACAUUGGUCAUCGGCAGAUGCUUCCAGCUGCGCUUUUCACUAAAAGACCUCUGAGGAUUGCAUCACCCACCCUGAGGAAUCUUCUUCAUUCUUCCCUUCCUUCCUUAGGAUUCUCAGUCCCUCAGAGUCAGAAUCAGCCGUCACAAUGGUACCCAGUUCCCUGGUGUGUAAGAUGUGCUCUAAUAUAUUCAAUGAAGAUCGCUGUCCAAGGAUUCUCUCAUGUUCCCACUCGUUAUGCAGUGGUUGCAUCGAAAAGCUCAUCUCAAGCCAAAAGAAAAAAUGUAUUGUCUGCAACGAAGAAUUUAUAGCCGAUUCACAUGAGAACUUCCUAAUUAACAGUGACCUCCUUGAUGCUGCAAAGCAACUUCCUGCCAUGCUUGCAGAAUCAACAAAUGCACCCACAAAGUCAAAGAAAGCCUUUCUGAUGACUACUGAGGAUUUCAAGAAAAAUAUUACCAAGAGAGGCAUUGCUGACUGCCUGGGAGAAGAGGCUGAGGUCAAUGACCUCAUUAAAAGUUACAGUGACAUGAGAAAGAGAGUGAAAGUUGUAAACCUUUCCAGUGAGAAGACUUUGAACAGCAUUGAUGAAAAUACUAAACUGCUCAAGAACAGGCUGGAAGAAUUGCAGAAUAGUAUAGCAAAAAUGGAAGCAUGUAAUGCUCAAUUGGCUGCAGCAUCAGGUUUUAUUUCAGCCGCGCCUCUCAUGCAAGAGGCAGAAGAGCUUCUUCAGACUAUGGAAGAAACCAAGGCAAAGUUUGAGGUGGACAAAAGGAAAGAUUAUCAAAUAAAGAAGGAAAUUCUCAAGAUGAAAGAAAAUCUGGAAAAGCUUGUGAAUGACACGGAAAGGAUAACUGAGGGAGAACAACAACCAAAGGAAGGAGAAGAAGAAGAGACAGACUCUGCUGUGAACAUUACGGUGAUCAACCUCCAAAGUCUUUGUGGUUAUUUGAAAGGGGAUGCCCGAAGAGAGAUCUUUGCUGUUAUGACCAUUGAAGAGAAACGGAGGGUGGCCCCAGUCAACAUUGAGCCCAACAACCAAUUCUCCGUGAGUCAUCUUGAGGAAGGAGAUCUCCCACCAAAAAGCUUAGUCGUGGAGCUUGAACCCUUGAUGCAAGGGUCUUCUCCUUAUCCCCAUCUAAGGGCGUUCCUGGAUCUGGCAUAUGAAUCCACCCAACUGGGGAGGAUCAUCGUCAGGGUCACCGAGAAUAGCCUGAAGGGUCUCAACUUCCUGCACAUGUGUGUAGGAGGUAAGGGACCUUCUUAUGCCAACUCUCAGGUCUCGUUUGUAGACAAAAAGGGAAUGGAGGCUGAAUAUGUUGAGAUGGGAGAAUAUUAUGUGGCCCAUGCGGGAGCUGAAAAAUCAACUCGGGCAGUGUCGGCAUCGGAGGAUAAUUGGAUGGGAGAGUGGGGGAAGGAAAUCUAUUCAGAUAGGCCUGUGAUGGCGGGAGAACUGAGGGGAUACAUCUGUUAUGACAAAGCUUCACUGUUUUGGAUCGUCACAAGAGAUUGUCCCAGUUGGAUACAACGAUGUUGCUUCGGGGCGGUAGACGAAGGACUCGGUGUCCUAAAAGAAGCGAUCUCGAAGUAUCCGGACAUUACACAGGUGAAAGUGUCCAACUGUGGCCUUUUAUUUUCUCUAUGAGAUUUCCUUCCAAAUGAUGCUUUGAGUUUCAUUUUAAUGCAUAAUAAUUCUCAAAUGAAGAUGUUCUGAGUCCUAU